Molecule: messenger RNA, 2484 nt
Organism: Brettanomyces bruxellensis
Lineage: Eukaryota; Fungi; Ascomycota; Pichiomycetes; Pichiales; Pichiaceae
Exons: 2
Coding region: 1-2484 (827 amino acids)
Source: RefSeq, a predicted model, not a curated record
AUGUCAGAUGAAAUGUUUCGUUCGCCAAAGCCGCUAACGGCGUCCCGCGUUCGCAGUGAUAGCGAUCCUCAGUAUCGAUCAUCUCUGGCCGAGAAGAGGAUGGGGCGGUUGUUCAAGAUGGCAUCUUCACAAUCUUCACAAUCCUUACAGCAAGUACAACAACAAGGGCAGCAGCAAGUACAACAACAAGGGCAGCAGCAUCAAUUACAACAAACACAACAAACACAACAGACACAACAAACACAACAAACACAACAAACACAACAUCAACAACAUCAACAUCAUCAACUACCACACCAACAACUACCACCACACCAACAACUACCGCAACUACCACAACUACAACAACCGUUGGCAUAUGACGGCCUCUACUCACGUGCAAGAGCGUUUUCUACCACAGGUGUGGGAUUAAAUGGAGUGCACAGUACACAUUCGACCCACGAAUCGCACUCUUCGGGAUCUACUACGCAUUCCUCAGGUUCCUCGAAAAGCGGGCAGAGCUCGGCUACACCUUCCUCAAGCGGGUCGCCGUCAAGUCCCUCAAGCAGUGGCGCAAAUUGUGCAAAGACACUUUCUAUUUCACAAAGCAGACAGAUUCAACCAGCGCGGAAAAUGUCCUUUAGCCGGCCACCGGUGAAGGCGGGGGCAAGGCGGCCUUCCAUGCAUUCGCCACCGGGAUCUUCUGCGUCAUCGCAAUGCUUGCUGCAGGUUCAGCAGGCGCAGAAGACGCAGAAGACGCAGCAGGGCACGCAGACGCAAAUUCGGCGCCGGCACCAGGCUGCAGGCAGAAACAUGCAUGGAAGCCCAGGCGGCGGCCGAUGCGGCACAGGUGCAGCAGUCGGCGGCGAGCAGCUUCUUCUUUUGGCCUCGAAAUUUCACUUUGUGUACAAGGAGUGCAUUUUGUUGGUGCGAAAACUCGGCCUAGAUACCACAAUCAGCCUGCAAGUGGGGUCUUACCCGAAGUUCGCUGCUCUUUUGGGUGCUGCGAUUAGCUCCAAACAGCACUUUCCCGAAUCAGCAGCCCAGAAAAAGUAUCCCGAGCAGUAUGCAGGCCCUCUUCUGGCAGCCUUGGUCACGUGCAUGACGGAUCUUCGCACUUUGAUUGGCACGUUGGACUUGUCGCCGGCCGUAUUGCAGUCUGGGGUCGAGCCAGAAGUUUUGCGGCUGGCAUAUUUCACGAUUUACUCGUUGUUCAUCGAGCUUGUCAACAUGCACCGGAUCCUGUCCCCUCAGAUGAGGAUUCUUCAUCGGAGAUCGCACUCCUCCAAGCAGCAGAUCAAGGGCAGCCCGUUUGCUGCUCUUGCACGGUCCAAAUCGAUGUCUCUUCGCAAAAAAUCAUCCACCGUCUCGUCAACUUCGUUCCACUCGCGAGUCCCAAGUGUUCAGGGCGCAAAACAGCAAACUCAGUUUACUGUGGGUGGACUUUUGAGGCCUCCUUUGAAGAUUGAUACGGAAAUUGGUCCGGUUCGGCGCCAGGACUCCGACCAGAGCUCAACAGGCAACUUUUCAGACGGUGCGAUGCCAAAUUCUGCAUCUGUAUCCUCGGCAGUCGACUCGACACCGGCAAACCUGCAAGGUGUGGGCGUUAUCGAUGACACAAAGUUGUACGAGCUCAUUUCGCACACAAUUCAGUCGGCACAGGUCGUUGCAAGUAGCACCGCGAAAAAAAACGAUUCCGAGGACCAGGGCAAACCUGCAGAGCUCGAUCACGUGGGCCAGAAGGUUAAGGAGAUGACGGUACACUGCGUGGCAUCCAUGGACCAAACCAAGCGGAUUAGUGCCACGCUCCGGGCUGUGCAGACCAUGGACCACACUGAUGAUGAGAGCCAGAAGCGGCUGUAUGAGGAAACAAAUCUUUUCCUCAAGUCGAUCAUCAACGUGCUGGCUGCUACCAAAGGGGCGAUCCACGACAUUCCGGCAUUAAACGAAGUGCGGGGAGCACUUUCGAACUUGACCAGGGCAACUAAGGAGUUGACUAUCUGCUUGGAGACAAGUACGUUGAAAAAAACAGUCAUGAACAAUACAUCCUCGGGCUCAAAUCUCGUCGAGCAGCCCAGCUUGUCGUCAAUUCCUUCAAUGACAAACUUCCAGUACUUGACAGGCCAACAACAGCAUCGUUCCCGGACCCCUUUGCGUACUUCCAAGCCACAGAUCACACAGAUUGCCACUUUAGGCCGCAGCUCACCUGUUCCGCCCCCUUCUAGUGCAAUUCUCUCUCCCAGAUCUCUUGCGAAAAAAACUCAGGCUGAAGUGAAAGAUAGUGUAUCGAUGCAGCAGCAUAUUCUUGACAUGAAGGCUGCCUCCUCGAUGCAUGCGGAGCGUUCUCCAAUGAAAACGCCGCUUACUACACCUUUAGCCGCAUCGAUCGGCCCGGCUGCGGCCUCGGCAGUGCUGCCUAAUGCAACAAAUGCCCAGAGUACGGCAAUGAAUGCUCACGAUCUUGAGCGGAAUCCGUUUGACAGGCAGAUGGGAAAUGUCAAGUAG